Molecule: messenger RNA, 618 nt
Organism: Yamadazyma tenuis ATCC 10573
Lineage: Eukaryota; Fungi; Ascomycota; Pichiomycetes; Serinales; Debaryomycetaceae
Source: RefSeq, a predicted model, not a curated record
AUGUCCAAAGCAUUGUGUUUGUAUGCGUUCGACACAUUGUACUCGGAACUCAAGCACUCCAAGCCACUUGCAUUAGCUUCCAUUGUUUCGGAGGUCCAUGAAGCCCCUGACAGCUUUCCUAAUAAAGCUCCAUUAUUCGUCACCUGGGACAAAGAUGACAACCUUAGAGGAUGUAUUGGAACAUUUGCAGCACAACCAAUUGAACGGGGUGUCAAGCGGUUUGCGUUAACAGCCGCCCUCGAGGACCCCCGGUUCCCGUCAAUAUCGUUGGCAGAGCUCCCUCAUUUAUCUUGUGAUGUUACAUUAUUGGAUAACUUCACGCCCAUCAGCGAUGCUUUGUCCUGGAAGGUUGGUACUCAUGGACUCAAGCUUUCGUUUGAGUACGACGGGCGGUAUUAUUCGGGCACUUUCUUGCCUAGUGUGGCAGAAGAACAACAGUGGGACCAGCUUACGACCUUGUGGUACUUGCUCAGAAAGGCUGAUUACAAUUCAGUGUCCAAGAGCAAUACGUUGAAGUUUUAUAGCGAGGGAUUGAGCCAGGGAUGGAUGGAGCUUGAAACAUACGAGGGGUUGAAGCACACUUUGGGGUACGACGAGUACAAGAAGUUCAAGUCUUAG